Molecule: messenger RNA, 2601 nt
Organism: Amaranthus tricolor (Joseph's coat)
Lineage: Eukaryota; Viridiplantae; Streptophyta; Magnoliopsida; Caryophyllales; Amaranthaceae
Product: protein REDUCED WALL ACETYLATION 3-like
Exons: 16
Coding region: 557-2185 (542 amino acids)
Biological process (GO): xylan biosynthetic process; xyloglucan metabolic process; plant-type secondary cell wall biogenesis
Cellular component (GO): Golgi apparatus
Molecular function (GO): acetyltransferase activity
Source: RefSeq, a predicted model, not a curated record
AUUGUAUUGCAAAAUAAAGAAACACUUGCAAAUUGCAAUAAACCGACAUUUAAAUGACACCAACCAACGAUCAUCGUUCACUACCAAACUCGCACAAAUUUUAUUAUUUUCCAAUCCGAACACAGCUGCUGAUCUCAACAUCAAUGGCGGAGUAUUACACAAGCUAACAAAACCCACCAUCAUUCUUUGACAUUCACGCUCCUCCCCCAUUUUUUCUCUUCUUUAAGCGACUACUAUCUCACAAUACCCAGAUCUCUGUUAACUGUAUUCCGGGUUUUCUUUCGUUUCUAAAUUUGGCGGGUCUUUAGGGUUCAAUUCGUAUUAAUACCUUUUUUUUUAUUUACUAUCACUCAAAUUCAACGAUCUACGUCUGUGUUUUCACGGUUCUCCCCUCUCUAAUCUCUCUUUGUCUUGGUACUUUUCAGUUGAGCUUUGAGUUUGAUCUCAUUGAUUCUUUUUUGGUGAGUUUCAAGUUCUGGAUUGACUAUUCGAUUGAUGUAUGCAUUUCUGUGUUGUGAGCAGUGUGAGAUUGAGUUGAUCAGUGGGGAGAAUCGCCAUGGUGGAUUCUGGGCCAAUUACCCCUGGACAGAUAUCAUUUCUUCUUGGAUUUAUUCCUAUUUUGGUUGCUUGGGUCUACUCCGAGAUUUUGGAGUACAAGAAGUCUUCAUCUCACUCUAAAGUUCAUUCAGAUAAUAACCUUCUUGAAUUGGGAAAUGAGGCCAAGGACGAUGACCGAGCCGUACUUUUGGAAGGGGGCCUUUCGAAAACAGCAUCACAAAAGUCUGCUUCUUUGUCAAUCAAAUCAAGCUUGAUAAGGUUUGUGACAAUGGAUGAGGCUUUUCUGAUGGAGAACCGAGCUACCUUGAGAGCCAUGGCUGAGUUUGGGAUGAUUUUGGUGUAUUUCUAUAUCUGUGACCGGACAAAUAUUCUGGGAUUUUCUACUAAGAAUUACAAUCGUGAUCUUUUCUUGUUUCUCUACGCACUCUUGAUCAUUGUAUCAGCAAUGACUUCGCUCAAGAAACACCAAGACAAAUCAGCUUUUUCUGGGAAGUCUAUACUUUAUCUGAAUCGACACCAGACUGAGGAGUGGAAGGGUUGGAUGCAGGUUCUCUUUUUGAUGUAUCAUUAUUUUGCUGCUACGGAGAUCUAUAAUGCUAUACGUGUGUUCAUUGCUGCAUAUGUUUGGAUGACUGGCUUCGGAAAUUUUUCUUAUUACUACAUAAGGAAGGAUUUCAGCCUGGCCCGCUUUGCUCAGAUGAUGUGGCGGCUAAAUUUCUUUGUUGCUUUUUGCUGCAUUGUGUUGAAUAAUGAUUAUAUGUUAUACUACAUAUGUCCAAUGCAUACGCUCUUCACACUUAUGGUGUAUGGUGCCCUUGGUAUAUUUAACAAGUACAAUGAGGUACCAGUGGUGAUGGCAAUGAAGAUUCUCUCUUGCUUUCUAGUGGUUAUACUUGUUUGGGAAGUCCCUGGAGUUUUUGACUUGAUUUGGAGUCCUUUCACGUUCUUUUUAGGGUACACCGAUCCUGCAAAACCAGAUCUUCCUCGCAUACAUGAAUGGCAUUUCAGAUCUGGGCUUGAUCGUUACAUCUGGAUUAUUGGAAUGAUCUACGCCUAUUACCAUCCAAAUGUCGAAAAAUACAUGGAAAAGUUAGAAGAAUCUGAACCAAAGAAGAGAAACAUAAUCAAAACUGGAGUAGUUGCUGUUGCAUUAACUGUUGGUUACUUGUGGUAUGAAUAUAUAUAUAAGCUAGAUAAAAUCACAUACAACAAGUACCACCCGUAUACAUCAUGGAUUCCUAUAACCGUAUAUAUUUGCUUGCGCAACUUCACACAACACCUGCGUAAUUAUUCUUUGACUCUCUUUGCAUGGCUCGGAAAGGUCACUCUGGAGACUUACAUAUCUCAAUUUCAUAUAUGGUUAAGAUCGAACAUGCCCAAUGGACAGCCUAAAUGGCUUCUCUCCCUAAUUCCAGGGUUCCCAUUGCUGAACUUCAUGCUUACAACUGCUAUAUAUGUUUUGGUUUCGUAUCGGCUAUUUGAGCUGACUAAUGUACUUAAAACUGUAUUCAUUCCUACGAAGGAUAACCGGCGUUUGUUGCAUAAUUUCAUUGCUGGUGCUGCUAUUUCAUUCUGUUUGUAUUUUCUCGCUGUUGUCCUCCUCUUAAUACCUAGCUCACCGGCCUGAAUCGUGGAACAUAGAAUCAUUUUCCCAUACAACCCACGUGGAUCAACUGGCAAGCUAGCUAGGAUCAAUCGGAAUGAGGAGACCGGAAUUGUCUCUUGCAAUUAUAGAUGAUGAAGAUGGUUAUCGCUAAAAUUGGUCAACCAUACCGGAAACAAAGGAUGAGAAAGCCAUUUGUGUAGAUAUUAUGGAGAAAAUCUCUAACGGAGUAUUUUUUUUCCGCCUCACCACCAAGUGAUAUUGUGUAGUUGUAUAGCAUCCUUUCUUUUCCCUUACAUUUUUUUACCUAUUCGAUCCCAUACCCAUACAGCAUGUUCGCUCCUGUUGUGUGUGAGCUACAUAGCAAAAAUAGGUUUUUCUCGGGCGAGUGGUACGAGUUCAGAUUUGCUAUUAUUUGUAAUGAAUUUUAGUUGUGUUCC